Molecule: messenger RNA, 808 nt
Organism: Cynocephalus volans (Philippine flying lemur)
Lineage: Eukaryota; Metazoa; Chordata; Mammalia; Dermoptera; Cynocephalidae
Product: zinc finger Ran-binding domain-containing protein 2-like
Exons: 1
Coding region: 35-808 (257 amino acids)
Biological process (GO): RNA processing
Molecular function (GO): lipopolysaccharide binding; RNA binding
Source: RefSeq, a predicted model, not a curated record
GUCGCUGCGGGUGGCUGUGGUGGUGUCGUCCAACAUGUCGACCAAGAAUUUCCGAGUCAGUGACGGAGACUGGAUUUGCCCUGAUAAAAAAUGUGGAAAUGUAAACUUUGCUAGAAGAACCAGCUGUAAUCGAUGUGGUCGGGAGAAAACAACUGAGGCCAAGAUGAUGAAAGCUGGUGGCACUGAAAUAGGAAAGACACUUGCAGAAAAGAGCCGAAGUCUAUUCAGUGCAAAUGACUGGCAGUGUAAAACUUGCAGUAAUGUGAAUUGGGCCAGAAGAUCAGAGUGUAACAUGUGUAAUACUCCAAAGUAUGCUAAAUUAGAAGAAAGAACAGGAUAUGGUGGUGGUUUUAAUGAAAGAGAAAAUGUUGAAUAUAUAGAAAGAGAAGAAUCUGAUGGUGAAUAUGAUGAGUUUGGACGUAAAAAGAAAAAAUACAGAGGGAAGGCAGUUGGUCCUGCAUCUAUAUUAAAGGAAGUUGAAGAUAAAGAAUCAGAGGGAGAAGAAGAGGAUGAGGAUGAAGAUCUUUCUAAAUAUAAGUUAGAUGAGGAUGAGGAUGAAGAUGAUGCUGAUCUUUCAAAAUAUAAUCUUGAUGCCAGUGAAGAAGAAGAUAGUAAUAAAAAGAAAUCUAAUAGACGAAGUCGUUCAAAGUCUCGAUCUUCACAUUCACGAUCUUCAUCACGCUCAUCCUCCCCCUCAAGUUCAAGGUCUAGGUCCAGGUCCCGUUCAAGAAGUUCUUCCAGUUCGCAGUCAAGAUCUCGUUCCAGUUCCAGAGAACGUUCGAGAUCUCGUGGGUCGAAAUCAAGGUGA